UUCCAGGUGACGCGAUAUCCCCUCAGGCUGUAACACGCCGACUCCUGCGUUUCCCGCCGCCGGGCAAGGAGCUGGGAGCAUCCUCUCGGGAUGGGGGGCCGGCGGUCUCCGUUAGAAGCGGGCGUACCGUGCCAGGCAGAGUUAUGGGGUGACCUCGGGGUGUUCGAAGAAGAUGAGGAGCUGGAGGGUUUCAGGAGGGAGGCGGAAGUUCUGCGUGAGAAGCUGAGGGAGGCUCUCAGUCAUACAUCUGGUAACAUAAGGCAGUCCAGUUCUUUGACCGACCUCACCUCAGACAGUGCCUGGGAUCAGCAAAAGCCUCACUUGUUUCCUAAGUCCCACUUGAGGCCAAAAAGCGCUUCAUCUCCCUGGAUUCCUUCUAUCACCAUCCCUCAGCCUUUCAAAAUGACACUACGGGAAGCUCGCAAAAAGUCUGAGUUGAUGAAGUCAUACAUGUUUCUUGAACUAGACAAACCAAGAGACAAAAGGCAAAGCCAGGAUGAAGCUGAAUGUCAGAAACAAUUCCGGGCACAGCCUGUACCUGCACAUGUGUUUCUGCCCCUUUAUCAGGAAAUAAUGGAGCAGAAUGAGAUUCGCAGGCAAGCAGCAACACAGAAAAGAAAGGAGCUGCUACUCUCAACACAGCGGCCCUUCAGUUUUCUGGAGAAGGAAGAGAAAAAGAAAGAAGCUAUCAGACAAAAAUUCCUGUCAGCAGCAGCCCCAAAUGAGAGCUCCAAACAGAAGCAAGCCAGUAAAAAAGUUCCUAAAUCUACUUAUGACUCACUUCUUGGAGAUAAACUCAAAGAAGCUGAACUCUACAGGGAAAUCCGUAUUCAAAUGAGAGCAAAGGAUUUGCUCAAGAGCUCUGUAGCUCCUAUAGAUACCGGCAACUGUCGGAGGGAACCUCAGUCCCGAACUGCUACCAGAACUAAGCAGGAAAGACUUGGCUUCUUACAGGACAAAAGUUUCAGCUUCAAACCAAGGGUUAAUCCAACAGUACCAGAUUUUGAAGAACUUUACUGGGCAUUUCAGAGGAAAACAGUAAGGAGACAAGAACUCAAAGAGCCAACUCGUAAUAAGCCAUUCAAGCUAAGAACCUCCAAUCUCCAUGCCAGGCAGAGGCAGGCUAAUGAAAAGAUUAAGGAUUCUCAGAAGCUUUCAGUGCAAAAAAGUCACUCUCUGCCUGGACUUUCCUCUCUCUCUUCCAACACCCUUCCUGUGCAUAUUACAGAUGCAACUAGAAAGAGGGAAUCAGCUAUUAGAUAUGCCCAAGAUAACAAAAAGGAAGGGGACAAAGAAGGAAUUUAUUGGCUGGAGAAACACAAAAUGAAGUGUCAAGCUAUGCAAAAGUCUGUGAACAGCCGAGCAAAAGCCCUUGAUCCUCAUAAAAGUCUGGAGGAAACACAAAAGGAGAAGUCAAAACAGAACAGGCAAAAUAUACAAGACAGAACAAAAGAAUACAGAAAGGAGCUGGAAGAAAUGCAGCUGCGAGUCAAGAACAGACCAUUCCUCUUCGAACAGGUCACCAAGCAAGAUGCUCGUCAAGGAGCAGAGCGUCGCUACAGACGCACCCUCCAGCAGGUUGGCCUAAGCGAAGAAUUUGUAAGGAAAAAAGGGAAAGAUGCCACUGACUUGCUGGAAGAAGAAUCUGAUGUUCACAGGCUGCCUGAGCCUCGGGGUGAAAAGGAUGACUGUACUGAACAGGAAGGAGUAUCUCAGGAGGAACAGAGCACAACGGGAGUGGCAACAUAAAAGCUCACAGAAGAAUCCAUCAAUCAGCUCUUAAUUUUUUUUGUUCAAGAUUCUCCAGGUUAAUCCUCAGGAAUUUAAUAGUCUAAGCUAACACCUAAGAAUUGCAGUAGGGUGAGAUGGGAGAAUUUAGUAAAGGAAGAAAACAACUGUUGUUUAGAGUAUGUAUUGUUCAGCCCAGCAAACCCUGCAGCCUCCCUUAGUCUUCAAAAGUGUCCCUUGUGUGAGCUCUUUCACUUUAAUGGGCAACAAAACAAGUUAGAGGUUGAAGCACUAUCUUUGGAUAAAAGUAGAUAUGAAAGAUUGAAGAGGUGCAUUCUCUAGUGUCAGCUCCUUGCAUUCAUGCCUCAGAAGCACACAGGAAAGGGAGAAUGCCUUUCACUGUGCUAAAAAUUGUUUUAGACACAUAUGUGGUAGAAUGUUUUAAAACAAGGUAUUUCUACAAAAACAAGUAUGAGGAUUUGACCCACCUUGGGUGAAGACUCAGAGAAGUCUUUGGUGUUAAUUCUUCAUUCACCCACUACCUGCUCUGCUUCUUCCCCCCAUUACUAAGAAGCAAUAGUCUUGCUAUAUAAAAAAAAUCUCCCAUGUUUCAUGAUUUGAAAGUGUUUCAACAUAUUACCAAUUUAGGUCAUUAAUUUGGCCCAAAAAACAACCAAAAUGAAACAGUGCAUCACUUUGAAUUAUUGUUUUUCUAAUUGUAUGAUUACUGUGAUAUCAAAGAUGGAUUUUGGAGGAAAAAAGAUGAGGUAUUGCCUGCCAGCACGCUGCACUCAAAUGCCUACUGCAUCUUGAAUGGUGUAUUUCACACUUUUAGUGAUUUCCCUUUACUCAGCACUAAAAACCAUUUCAAAAAUAAAAAUCCUUGCCACCUGGAAUGUUUUCUGAAAAUUUUGCACUUUGACAUUAAAAUAUUU
Pseudopodoces humilis (Tibetan ground-tit) is the source of this 2663-nucleotide messenger RNA. It is a transcript of the gene FAM161B, whose product is annotated as FAM161 centrosomal protein B. Gene Ontology annotation, cellular component: cilium. The record is from RefSeq and is a predicted model, not a curated record. Gene Ontology annotation, biological process: cilium organization. Lineage: Eukaryota; Metazoa; Chordata; Aves; Passeriformes; Paridae.